Salvelinus namaycush (lake trout) is the source of this 1661-nucleotide messenger RNA. RefSeq lists its product as uncharacterized. Lineage: Eukaryota; Metazoa; Chordata; Actinopteri; Salmoniformes; Salmonidae. The coding region runs from base 128 to 1378 and encodes 416 amino acids. The record is from RefSeq and is a predicted model, not a curated record. Gene Ontology annotation, biological process: T cell costimulation; positive regulation of T cell proliferation; immune response. Gene Ontology annotation, cellular component: external side of plasma membrane. The transcript has 7 exons.
CCUUUAGCACCCAUAAAAAACAAACAAACAAGAAAGUGGUUUGUCUGUACAGCAGCAAGGAGUGCUCUAACAGACCACAGCUACACAAGCAGGAAACCAACCUAAUCAACAACACACAUUUGAGACGAUGCUGAGAGUUGUGGGACAUCUGUUGUGUCUCAUUAUAUGCUGUCUAGGAGCUGAUGGCUUGACUGAGACACUGGUGGAACUUGGACAGAAUACAAUCAUAAACUGUUCUAUUAACAUAGAAAGUGCAUACUGGUACAUACAGCACCAACCACAGCCUCCACUGGCCAUACUCCGCUCGUUCACUAGUAGUAGUCCUGCUGCUUUUUAUUACAAUAAUAAUUAUAGACAGAAAUAUUCAUUAGAAACAGGAAAUAGUUUGUUCAUACAGAAUGUAACAGUAGAUGAUUGUGGCGUGUUCUACUGUGCAAAGAAAGAAGAGGGUAGAUUGAUAUUCAGUAAUGGCACCAGACUCAUGACCGCUGAUGUUUAUGCUGACUAUCCCAAUCAGACAAACCAGACAUCCAGCUAUCCAAACCAGACAUCCAGCUAUCCAAACCAGACAUCCAGCUAUCCAAACCAGACAUCCAGCUAUCCAAACCAGACAUCCAGCUAUCCAAACCAGACAUCCAGCUAUCCAAACCAGACAUCCAGCUAUCUAAACCAGACAUCCAGCUAUCCAAACCAGACAUCCAGCUAUCCAAACCAGACAUCCAGCUAUCCAAACCAGACAUCCAGCUAUCCAAACCAGACCUCCAACUGCAGGUCAUCAUGGGAGAACUGUCUUCUGUCCAUUUACAGUGUUCUGAAUGUUAUUCUGAUGGUUAUGAUCCUGGUGCUAAUCUUGACCUUGCCAUGUCAGAACAGGAACUCUCCUUCAAAACUAACACCAAGACGCCGAAUAGACCAGAGGUGCUGGUUACCGGUUUGUGUGAUCCUGUUGAUUGGACCCCAAGUCUCUUCGCAGGUCAACGUUGAAGGCUUCAAGGGAGAUAAUGUUAUCUUGCCUUGCACAUACAUUGAGAAGGCGCUUAAAAAUUUAAACAUUUUUUGGGAAACCGCAGAUGAUGUGAAUGUCUACAGUAUUAUUGAUGGAAAAGCAGAUUUGGCCAAGCAAAACUCUCUGUUCAUCAACAGAACCAGUAUGUUCUCUGAUGAGUGGACAAAAGGCAACUUUUCUCUCCUACUGACUGACCUCAAUGACUCUGAUAGUGGGAGUUAUUUAUGUUUCAUACCAACAGAGGACGUUCUUUGUCAAGUGGAACUUUCUGUUCAAGAGAAACCUACACAGAGCAGCAGCGUGAGCCUCAGAGGACAGAACCUCAGCCUCUUCCUGUUUCUCCUCCUCAGUCAAAUGCUCUACCUUCUUUGACCCACAGCAUAGAAAUUGGUCAUUGUGCCAUUUUAUGUGGCUUUGUUUUGCAACUUCUGUGUGUUCAAUCGUCUGAAAUAUCUUUUCUCUCUAUAUGUAUGAAAUAUGAAACUGCAAAUAUAGGCUACCACUUGUUAGAACUCUUUAUAGACGUGAUGAGUAAAUGCAUAACACUUUUUUAAACCUGGGUAAUCUGUGAAAUCAAAAGAGGAAUACAUUUGAAAUAGGAUUGGAAUAGGGUUAAAAUAGUGUUGAAAUAAGAUUGAAAUAGGUUUGAAAUAGG